Molecule: messenger RNA, 447 nt
Organism: Amoebophrya sp. A25
Lineage: Eukaryota; Dinophyceae; Syndiniales; Amoebophryaceae
Source: the annotation of a GenBank genome assembly
UCAAGCGCCCAGCAAAUCUGAUCAGCUACAGCGACGAAAAUGUCCACUGCCACGAGAAUUAUGUCCACAUCGUGGCGAUCAAGCAGGCGACAAGGCACAGCGUCAUAGCGUCAAAGAUCCUUCGGAGCGAGCUCAUGGGCAAGAUGCGAAGACUUCGAAGGAGCAAACUAGCAAACAACAUGCAGGCGAAGAUAUUCUAGCGGCAGCGGCCCAGCGCGUUCUCAAGUCCCGUGAGAUGAAGUCCUCACUGGAAGUAGAUCCGACAGCAGAUGACACUAACAUGGUGUCUGAUCCAGCAUGCGCCGAACAAGGACAACCUUUCGAGAAGGGCAUGGGCUCCGAAACCGUAAGAUCCAGCCAAGGACAGGCGUCUAGUGACACGGCUCAGCCAAGGACAAUUUCCGCAGGUUCGCUUUACGAGGGCAAGAUCGUGAACCUGGCAAUUCA